Molecule: messenger RNA, 846 nt
Organism: Salvia miltiorrhiza (redroot sage)
Lineage: Eukaryota; Viridiplantae; Streptophyta; Magnoliopsida; Lamiales; Lamiaceae
Product: auxin-responsive protein SAUR76-like
Exons: 1
Coding region: 260-616 (118 amino acids)
Biological process (GO): response to auxin
Source: RefSeq, a predicted model, not a curated record
AAUGUUAAUUUUAAAAUAUACUUAUAUCUAAAAAUAAAUGUGUGCACUGUUUUAAAACGGGGAGAAUAAUAAUAUUAAAUAAUACUAAUGAAAUACGAUCGCAUACGAUAAAGUGCGGGAUUAAGAAUUCAUCGGCGCCGCCCUCGCUAUAUAUAUAUAUAUAUAUAUAUAUACGCUCGCUUCUGAAACCCACGACCCCAACAGUCUUCCAUUUUCGUAAGUAUAUCUCUCCACCAAACACGCCCUUAACAAACUCACAAUGGCGAAAGGAGGCAAGCUCAACAAAAUCAAGUCCGUGCUCAAGAAAAUGCAGUCCUUCAAGCUGAGCCGCGCCUCCUCCAUCGCCGCCGCCGCCGACAACUACGGCUCCUUCGACUCUUCCGCCGACGUCCCGGACCUCCACGCGGUGUACGUCGGCAAGUCCCGCCGCCGGUACCUCCUCCCCUCCGAGGUCAUCGACAACCCGGUCUUCCGCGAGCUGGUGGAGCGCGACGAAGGCGACUCCAUCACCAUCGCCUGCGAGGUAGUUCUGUUCGACCACCUUCUCUGGAUGAUGGAAAAUGCCGAUCCUCACCCGGAAUCGUUGAACGAACUCGUCGACUUUUACUCCUGCUGAAGAGUGCCACGCGGCGGAAGCUGAUUGUGUGCGCUCAUCAUCACCUCGUGUAUAGAUGGAUAAAUUCGAUCCUAAUUUAAUUUCUUUUCCGACGAUAAUAAUGAGAUGAUGAUUGGCGAUCUAGUUUUGAGGAAGAGAGAAAGCGAUUGGUUGCUAAGUUUUGGGUGAGAAUUUUCUCUUACUGUUUUGUAGAAAUUGAUGUCGCUAAUUCUUCAUGAUUUCAUGACUCA